Messenger RNA from Silurus meridionalis, 11572 nucleotides. RefSeq names its product serine/threonine-protein kinase WNK2-like. The transcript is spliced from 29 exons. The record is from RefSeq and is a predicted model, not a curated record. Gene Ontology annotation, cellular component: cytoplasm; cytosol. Gene Ontology annotation, biological process: positive regulation of sodium ion transmembrane transporter activity; monoatomic ion homeostasis; negative regulation of sodium ion transport. NCBI's taxonomy places the organism in Eukaryota, Metazoa, Chordata, Actinopteri, Siluriformes, Siluridae. Gene Ontology annotation, molecular function: chloride channel inhibitor activity; potassium channel inhibitor activity; ATP binding. The coding region runs from base 1288 to 8742 and encodes 2484 amino acids.
CAUGGCAUAUGUGUGAACAGGAUUAUUUUGAAUGAUCCUAUAAUAUAUUAUAAAUAUUUAAAAAAAAAUCAGUGCAAACCUUUCAAUUAUAAUAAAAAAUGAUUAUUAUAGGUAUUCUAUUCUCAUAUCUGGGACAUACAUCGAACGAAUAGGGUGCAUAGAAAACCCCAGAUAUUUUUGCACACAGAAAGGUCAAAAUAAAGAAAUAGAGGCUACCAUUUCCAAAUCCCGCGUCCAACCGCACCCUGUGCAGAUGUUCAUUUUUUUGCGCACAUUUCUAGUCAUUCACAGGUUAAUUCUUCCUCAUCUCCACCUCACCUCUGCUGUCACCGAGUCUCCAGUGUAGCCUGCUUUCCUAUUGGAUUCAUUCGUCACAACGUUGUUAUGGGCGUGGAGGAGAUGGAGACUACGAAACCCCCUGGCUCGAAAUAAAAAAAAAGGGGUUGCGUAAGAACAUUUGUGGGAUCCCGGAGCACUGCGAACAUUUAAUUGUAUUUUAUUGCAUGCGCACUGAAUGAAAACCCCACAUUAGAUGUAUAGCUGUAGCUCUGGAAAACAUCUGAUCUCAUCAUCUCUUAAAAGCCACGAAAAGCAUUUCUUUAUUAAGGACGCCAGGAGGAAAAUCGAGGCGAAUGGUGGUCUUGUGUUCUGUCGACAUGGUCUUCAUGGGAGAUGCGGAGAUCAGACGGAUAGAGGCAUUUGAUUGAUGGUUAUUAUUCACAGACGAGCUGCUUUUAUUGCCACGGAUGUCCAAAGACGCUGUUUUAUUGGAGUCAGCAAACUGAAAAUGCCACAGAUCCUGGGCGUCAUCUUCUGUUUUGCCUUCGCCCCAGCUUUGAGGGGAGCAGCUUGGGUGUUUGCUGGUGUUUGCUGACCGGACAUUAGGGGCAGGUUGCGCUCGUGCAUAUACGCAGCCUAAAUUAAACCUUCCACACUCAGCUGUAAUUGCGCCAAAUGUACGUCAGUUAUCGCUCGUUUCUUUUUGCGCAGGCAGCGCGUGCGAAACGUUCACAGCGCCGACCACGCGAGUAGACCCCGCACGCCGUUUUUGUGCUUAUCAGGUCGAUUAACGGAUCGAUUCGAAAGUUGUUCGUAACAAAUCUUGGUUGCUUUUCGUUUUAUUAUUUGGUGGAUGGUGCGAAAUUGGCCCAUGUUGAACUGCGCCAGAGUGCGUGCGCUGCAUGAACUCGGCCGCCGCGCCCCCGUGGUGCAAACGACGCCGGUCCACGUGAGCUGGAAACGAUCAGGCGAACAUUGUUAGAGAAGACCGUGUGUGUUUUAUAAACAAUGGAGCCCGGCAGCGGACUCAAAUCCGCUGACGGUCCAUCGAUGUCCAAGUGUCCAUCCGUUCCCAAUUGGCAGUGCGAGCUCAACGGGAGUAUGUAUGGCUCCGUCAGCGAGGGCAACGUGAAUAAGAUGGACGGCUCGGGCGCGGUGCGUGGUGCCAGCGACCCGAGCGCUUAUCCGCCGCUGUCGAGUUGCCGGCGCUCCGGCGGCCACCGCUUCAUCCGCAGAAGUUUGUGGUUUGCGGACGACGAGCAGCCGCACGAGGCUCCGGAAUACGACGUCCGUAGCGACACUUCCACCGUUUGCCUGCGAACGAUCGUGGACCGGACCAGGCGCGCUUGGUCCAGUUUACAAGAAAGUUCGAGCACCGAGAGUCAGGCCGGACAAAAGGACAGCGCCACGGAAAGCACGAGUGCCGACGAGGAGAAGGACAAGGCCGGUCCCCAAGUGAACGCAGAGGCACAGGACUGCGGGAAAAGCGCCGUGAAGACCGCGAGCGAGGAGAACGAAGAGGAGGCCGAGAUGAAAGCCGUAGCCACGUCUCCCAGCGGCCGCUUUCUCAAAUUCGACAUCGAGCUUGGAAGAGGCUCUUUCAAAACCGUCUACAAGGGCUUGGACACGGAGACCUGGGUGGAAGUGGCGUGGUGCGAACUCCAGGACCGUAAGCUGUCAAAAGUGGAGAGACAACGCUUUAAAGAGGAGGCUGAGAUGUUAAAGGGUUUGCAGCAUCCGAACAUUGUGCGGUUCUAUGACUUCUGGGAAUCUCUGCUCAAAGGAAAAAAAUGCAUCGUUCUGGUGACAGAACUCAUGACCUCAGGGACAUUAAAAACUUAUCUGAAGCGGUUCAAGGUGAUGAAGCCCAAAGUGUUACGGAGUUGGUGUAGGCAGAUCCUGAAAGGCCUUCACUUUCUUCACACACGUACCCCUCCCAUCAUCCACCGGGACCUAAAGUGCGAUAACAUCUUCAUCACGGGUCCAACGGGUAGCGUGAAAAUCGGGGACCUGGGCCUGGCCACUCUUAAAAGAGCCUCUUUCGCGAAGAGCGUCAUUGGCACUCCGGAGUUUAUGGCCCCAGAAAUGUAUGAGGAGCAUUAUGAUGAGUCUGUGGAUGUGUAUGCCUUUGGCAUGUGCAUGCUGGAGAUGGCUACAUCAGAAUAUCCAUACUCAGAGUGCCAGAAUGCUGCCCAGAUCUACAGAAAAGUCACCAGCGGGGUGAAGCCCGCAAGCUAUAACAAAGUUAAGGACCCGGAGAUCAAGGAGAUCAUUGGCGAGUGCAUUUGCCAGAAUAAGGAAGAGCGUUACUCCAUCAAGGACCUACUGAAUCACGCGUUCUUUGCGGAGGACACUGGCGUGCGAGUGGAGCUGGCUGAGGAAGAUGACGGAAGGAAGGCCUCUAUUGCGCUAAAGCUGUGGGUGGAGGACUCACGCAAGUUGAAGGGCAAGUACAAGGACAGCGGUGCCAUCGAGUUUACCUUCGACAUUGAGAGGGAGGUGCCUGAAGGUGUGGCUCAAGAGAUGGUUGAAUCGGGUUUCUUUCACGAGAGCGACGCUAAGAUAGUGGGGAAGUCCAUCCGCGACCGAGUGGCGUUGAUAAAGUGGCGACGAGAACGCACCGUGUCCUCAGCCAUGCAGAGUGGGAUCGCGCCGACGACGCAAGCCCAGGUCCUCCUCAGCUCCGUGCCCACUGUGUGUGAGCCCACAGGUGUGUUAGAGUCAGAGGAAACGGAAGCAGACCAGCACACCAAUCUGACCCAGAUGAGCAGCAGCACUACCUCUGUUACAUCUGACAGCGGCAUUGGCUCGAUCAUAUACUCUGACUCCCACAGCAGCAGCUUGCACAGUGUCAUUUACCCGACACUGCAGGAAUCUGUUUCCACAGCAGUGCAGCAGUCACAUGUCCCUGGGUGUUUUUUGACACCACAUGACAAUGUUUAUGAGCCGUUGCCUUGCCCCCAUGGAACUGGGUCUAAAGCAGGUUUCCGUCGCCAAAGCACUACUGUGAUUGACGCGCUGAGAGACCAUCCACAUAUCCAGUCAGUUUUUCAGCCAGAAAGUCCCGAUUCCAUUUCAUCAAUCCCAUUCAAAUUUAAGAGGAACGAUUCUUCCGCCCCAAAUUUGUUGCUUUCGCCAUUGCCGUUUGAUACUCGACGCCAUAGUGAUUCGUCAGUGGUGCUUUCUCCUGAGACCGAGUGUGACGAACCUCCAUCGAAAUCCUGGGGAUGUCGACGUUGUCUAAAUCACAUCCCUCUCAUUCCGUAUCCCUUGUGCACAACUUGCCUAUCACAUCUCUUAUCGAGGACAAGGACGGGAACAAACCCCAUCUCAUGCACUUCUCUCCACACUCCAUGUAUAUGUGAGGGCCAACCUAUAUCUCCGACUGGACUCUUACUCAGUGGGCACAGAGGCUCUCUCCUUUACGAGACCUCUGACUUAUCAGAGCUUAACAAAUCCCUGGAAAACAUUACAGGCCACAAGCACGUCCCAAAUGUCUCUGCCUUACUGAAGGUCCCGUCCAUGGUGUUCGAAACAGGGCCAUAUCGGACUGUGCGUAGUCACGGUGACGAGAAUGAGUUGACCGAAUCUCUGAGUCCUGAGCGAAUGCCAAAGCCAGGAAUGCACCGCAGGGCGAGUGUGUGCAUGGGUGACCGUACGUUCACAUGUCCGUCAAGCACACUGGGUGUUCAGAGCCAGCCAGCAUCAGCUGCAUCCAUGCAGGUGCCUGCUCAUCUGCUUCAAGCCUCACAAAGUUAUAUGCCAGCUGUACCCAACGCUGUACCUUUGCAGCCUAGCUACGUGCCAGCAAGCCAGCCUGUGCAGCCGCAGGCGUACUCUUCACUGCCCUCCACAGCACAAAAGCAAGCAACAAUCAUCCAACCAGUACAGCCAACACCUGCUUACAGUUCCUCUGGUGUACCCCAGAUGGUGAGCGUACAGAGCUGCCCUCUUACAAGACCAAUAGCCCAGGCAAAUGCCAGUGUACCACAGGGCUACGCUGCCGGUAUGCAGCAGCUUGCAAGUACACACAUUCAACCAUCUUUGCAGCAAAUUGAAGCUGGCCAGACAUUGGUAUCAUUGCAGCAAGCCAAACAUUUACUGCCUGAUCAACAGUCUGUCAGUUCAACUGUUCAACAGUUGACAAAUGUCCAGAAUCUCCCGGCUUCACAGUGCACUGUGCAGCCCGUUUCUGCUUACAUUGCAGUACAGCAUCCCUUCAGUGUACAGAGCUUUCAGGAAACACCAGCGCUGCAGAUAAGCAUGCAGGCAUCACACAGGAUCCAUCAUGGCCCAUCUGGAGCUGCACCAAUAAGCCAAGAAGACACUCUUCUGACUGAACAAGCCACAACACAAAAAGAUCUCAAUGCAGCCGGCAUGAUCGCUGCUGGGAAAGCAGAUUUCAAAGAAUCUGCUAGUCUUACUGUACCCUUACAAACAAGUCACAGAAUUGACGUUACAGCCCAAGUGUCAUCCCUCACUCCGCUCUAUCUCUCCACUGGCCAACCUGUGCCUGCCCCUCCCUCGGUUUCACCGGGGCCCAAUUUACAGAUGGAUGGCACUGUGCCAACACCCCACCCACUCCUACCCGCUGCAUGCUCUGCACCAACACACUGUUCCCAACAAGCCUGUGCACCUCCUGUGUUUGCAAGUAUAAUACCCACAAUACAGUACUCCCAGCAGGGCUACAGUAUGGCUCAGCAACAAAGUGCAAGCUCCAUGGCUACGCCUUCUUUGCAUCCCCUCACACAGAGCAGCUCUUCAAUUUAUCCUUCCCAGCUUACUUCACCAAACACUGCCUGCCUAUCUGCAGGAGCUCCUCCCAUCUUUCAGGCUACUCAGGGUGCUCCUGGCAGAAAUACCCAGUCCCAGAUUGUGCUUCCGGCCCUGGUGAGCAAAUCCCAGAGCCCAGUUCCAGUCCAUGCCGCCAUGCCCAUUGCUGUUCCGGUUCAUUCUUCUCAGACAGCCGUCACCGUGGCUCCACAUGCUAUCGCCAUCCCUGGCCAUCAUCUACACACUGGCUCUGCUGCCUUGCUGACGCCUUCUGUGCCACAAGGGAUUGUACCAGAUCCUUUGAGCAUCGAGGAAGCUCUGGAUGCGAACCAGGAAACUCAGGCCUCUGCAGUGACCAGUGAAAUGACUCAGCAAGCACAGCCCAGCAGCAGCAUCACGACGCAUCACGUUCAGCAGUGCAGCAGCAGCGCAAGUGGAACGAGCCAGCCAGCCACUGAAGUGUUUGCUGAGGAGUGUGCUAUAGAUAAGCAGACUGUGGCUGCAUAUGACAGUGUGACCUCUGAUGCCACGUCAGGAAAAGAGAUGAGCGACGGGAACGAGGGAACGCACGGCGGAAGGAGCGAGUCGAGGGUCCGCAAGCAUCAUCGCAAAUCCUCCCGUACGCGUUCCCGCCAGGAGAGAAGCGGCAAACCAAAACUGAACAUGCUCAACGUGUGUAACACGGGUGACAAGAUGGUGGAAUGCCAGCUGGAGACUCACAAUCACAAGAUGGUCACUUUUAAGUUUGACCUUGAUGGAGAUGCUCCUGAGGAGAUUGCCACGUACAUGGUUGAGAACGACUUCAUCUUGCUGCUUGAGAAAGAGAUGUUCAUUGAGCAGCUAAAGGACAUAGUGGAGAAGGCUGAGGACAUCCUGAGUGAAGAUGCUGAGGGAGAGAAGGGUUCAGGACAUCAGUCACAGCCCCAUCAGAACCUCAAAGGGGGUUCUGCUUUUGAGGGAGCAAAGCCUCAACAAACACAGUCAAAUCAACUAGUAUACCAGCAAAAUGUACUUCACACAGGCAAACGCUGGUUCAUCAUCUGCCCUGUGGCUGAGACCACAAAUAAUGGAGAAGAAAAUGUCACAGCCAAAGACCAAGUGAGCACACCUGCAGCUCAAAUUCAAGAUACUAGCACAGAUGAAGCCAGACCACUCCCAAACAACCCACCCCUGCCUGACACAGCCCUCAAUGCCCCUGAACACAUGCAAACAGUGGACGAUUCUCAAAACACUAAACAAUCACGGAUGUCCAUGGUUACCGACAUCCCAUGCUGUCCUAUCCUCCCUCCCACAUCCCAGGCUGAAAAUGUUAUAAAACCUGUACUUCCUCCCCAGCCAGCCAGCCAUGACCCCAGUCCUGUCUCGGAUACAUCUCUGACCCAGGUUCAACCAGUGGUGCUUCAGCAGCCGAUUUCCACACCUGUUCCACCUGCUACACAGUCACAGCCGCAGAGCCCCGCACAUCUACCACAACAAAGUCUUACUACUACCACAUCAGGGCCUACCACUUCUCACACUCAGCCAGGGGGUGGCCCAGCUGAGUCUGAUGGAGAAGGGCCUCCUAGACUAGAGUUCACCGAUAGGACAAUAAAGACACUUGAUGAGAAGCUCAGGAACCUUCUGUACCAGGAGCAUAAUCCCUCCCAAUCCACGAGCUCCACCUCAGAUCCUCCUGGCUCACCUCCGGUAUCAGACAGUCAAAGCAGUGAUGGACCACUCAGAAGAGGGGAUAUACUGCCUCAGAUUCCAGAGCGGAGUGAUAGUCUUGGGGCCUUGAGUGACUCAGCUGUUGCCCCUUUAAAUGGGCAGACAACAACUGACAUCGAAGGCAACUUUGGACAUUCUACCUCGAAAAGCCGUUUCCAGAUUGUUCCAACGGCACCGGAUAUUGUCCAGAGUUUGGAGCGUGGCAGAAAGAGCCGAAAUUCCUGCAGUUUUGAAGCAUCUGGCCACACAGAAGAUGAGGCUGCUAUGACCACAAAUGUUUCCGCUGCAGAUAAGAACGGAAGCCAGACCAUGCAAAUGUGCCAUAGUAAUCGUUAUUCGGCUCCCCCAAAUCUUUUUCAGGAUCUGCUCGAUUCCAAUAUGGAGACCCUGACCUCAGUGCCUCAUGCUCAGACCACCUUGUCAAUGGAUGCAGCCACACAGCAUGGCUUCCACCUCUCCACAGAUUCGGGUGAAGAGGACAGCCAAUCGAUUCCUCCCCAUAAACCCGCACAAGCCUUUUCCAGCCAUUCGGAGCACGGUGGAAGUGAUCUCGUAAAGCGGGCUGUAGCUUUCUUUCGUCGCUCCGGCCGCAGCAGCAGCGUGCAGAGCUCGGAUUCGCCCAGCCGCCCACCAGUUCUUAAUGGCCAUGCGCCAUGUGUUUCAAGCCAUGCCCAUUCUGCGUACGUCAGCAGUGAUAACGACUCGGAGUUUGAAGAUGCGGACAUGAAAAAGGAGCUGCAGAAGCUCAGAGAAAAGCAUAUGAAGGAAAUCUCCGAGCUGCAAGCCCAUCAGAGAGGUGAGAUUGAGCAGCUAUAUUCACGGCUCGGCCGGCCCGUGCCACCUAGCGUGGGAUUUUUGCACGCAGUACCCCCUAGUGGCCGCCGGCGCAAAACCUCGAAACACAAGCUGAAAGCGGGCAAGCUUCUCAAUCCGACAGUGCAACAACUCAAAUCCAACCGUGCUAGCAGCCCAGAGACCUGUUCUAGCAUGUCGGGAUCUCCAGCUAAAAGCUCAGUGCUGGGUAACAGUUCUGUGGCUUCCAGCAUGGCCAUACUGCAGAGUCCAGUGUCUGAACCUCUGCAACCAGUCCAAACGCAGCAGCCAUGCUCGCUCAAAGUCUCACUGUCCUCCGACAACAUCUAUGAUUCCGCCCCACAUGCUCUUCCAGGGCAAGGCUGGACCGUUUACCACCAAACAUCCGAGAGAGUCACCUAUAAAUCUAGUAGCAAACCACGCACUAGAUUCCUCAGUGGACCCGUGUCUCUGUCCAUCUGGUCUACUCUGAAACGACUAUGUCUAGGCAAAGAGCGCAGUAGUAGGUCCUCACAUUGCAGUGGCACAACAUCAUCAAGCUCAGCAUCCAAUCAACAAUCAGCCAUGUCUCCUGUUAACAUGCCGGUGCCUGAUCCUCAGCCAUUAACGACACUAGCUCAGGCUCAGACCAACAACAGCAAUAAUAAAAAGAGGACGUUCACCGACGACUUGCACAAGCUGGUUGACGACUGGGCGAAAGAGACGCUCACUGCUGGCCCUCAGCCUCGACCUUCGCUCAACCAAAUCAAACUGCAGCAAAGGAAUCAGGACUUGAAGGGCACGUCCACAAGUAUGAGUGGAGGCACAAUUUCGAUGAGGGCUCCUCUGCCCCCAAAGUCGUUGCCAUUCCAGCUGCCUCUCCCAUGUCCACUCACCGCUGCUUCGGGCCCCAGUGUGCCUCCUGCCCUCAGUAACACACCCUCCCCUGUUCUUCACCCAUCAUAUUUGCUUCCCACUGGCCCUUUUGGAGCGGUGAUGCCAGCUUCCCAGUACCCACCCCAGUGGCCUCAGGUUACCUGCCCGGUUGGCACAAUGGGGUCAGCAAACAUGAUUGGCGCUCCGGCUAUGAUGCCCCACCCUACUUUGGUUAAUCCUGCACUGCAAACCUUUCCCAUGGUGUUGAAUGGCUCAGAAGUGACCACGUGCAGAGGCAGUGCCAGGACUGUAUAACUAUGCCAUCAUUGCUCCAACUGGUGUUUCUCUGUAAUGCAGUAAUGCUUUCUACUAUGCUGUGUAAAUUAGAACUAUGCCGAUCAUCCAGUGGCUCCCUGGUUAUAUCAGUAACUUCCUUAAAUUGGCUGGUGAACAAUCAGUGUCUGUCAUAGACAUGCUGUGGUGUGCAGAUUACCCAGGCGUCACAGUGAAACUACAGUACCCAUAGUCCUGCUGCAUUGGUCCAGUGUUAUUGAUGUCAGCGGCAGUCUGUAUUUGACAGCAGAGACUUGUACAUAGACUCGGGGCUUGUAAAUAGCGUGUACGUGUGCGUGCUCGAACAAGUGCAAGUCUGCAUUUGUCUGGCCUUUUUGAAUUAUACAGCCAUAGUGAGUCAUAAUGUUAUGGUCCUUAUCCAUCAGUCUUUUUCACGAGUCAGCAGUCGUCAUUUGCAUUAGGCUAAAACGGAUAGAAAUGCCUUUACCAAUGACCUGCCAGAGCGUACGUGCACAAAAUGUAAAGGAGAUUAGACAAACUUCAAAAAACAAAUCUGAAAGUGUUCGAUUCGAUUAUCCGUCUGUAAUAAUAAUUAUUGAAAGUCUACAGUAUGACUCUGGUAGAUACAUUGAUUCUUUUGGACUGAGAGAAUUGUUUGCAAAUGUCCACAAUGUUCUCUGUCCACACUGGAAAGACAGAAAAAGAACCAAGCAUCAAGGGGAAUGUAGUGCCUUGAGAGUUUAAAACAAUUUCCCCAUAAAAAUCUGCAAUUCAGUCGUCAGUCAGAUCCUAGUGCUUGACUAGUGGCUAGUGCUAGUCCUUUUUUUGAAGCAUUAGAAAAAUCUUAAUCGUUGCAAUACCCAUUUCAAUUCAAAUCCUCCUCAUCUUUCUAGAAUGUUUAUUGUUUACGGAGUUAAGGCUUUUCAGACAAAGCAUCACACUCAGAAAAAAAAAACACAGCUCUUACAACCCCUUAGUACAAGCACAGGAAUAAGUAUUUACAGAUCUGUUUUCCACAACUGUGACCUCAAACACUGGCCACUUGCAUGUCUUUGAUGGCGCAAUACUGAACAAGGCUUUGUCACUGCAAAAUGUUCGUGCUGCAGUGCUUCAGAGCGUUGUCCAUAGAAAGGAAAGUUACAUUUCUUGCAUGGUCAAUGUAAAGUUUACAAAAUUCAGUCCAGGUUUAGCUUUGUAAAUGUCGGGGUGGGGGGGGUUGUUUAGGGGUCGAAUAAACCUGUGUUCAGAGGAACGCACUACUCAGAGAAGAUGGGACGGGAAGAUUCGGCUUCACGUACUUAAGUGCAAUUUAACUCGAAAUCCCAAUUAAAAUAACGGGCCGAAGGUAGCCUUGUCAUGAGCCAUAUGCACUAACCGGGUGAAAGAGGAGGACCUGUGGAGACGCCACGGAACUCCGUAGCGAGCCAUACAGUAAAUUAGAGAAAGUUUAGUCAUGUAUUUUUUUUUUUUCUUCGGUUGCAAGUUCUUUCAGCGGUGUUUCAAUUGGAUGUGUGGUAUAUUUCAAGGUACUCGGGUGGUGCAAUAUUUAGUUUACACUUGUUAAUAUAAUGGAUUUUAUUUAGAUGGUUUUUUUUUUUCUAAAGCUGCUAGAAUGGCACAGGUGGGUCCAGAAUAUGAAAAACCAAGGUGAGCAACACUGACUAUACCAGCCAAAAGGUACCAAAUCAACAAAGAAAAUCUUUAUUCUCCGCUGCUGGAUGAGAGAGAUACCCGAGUAUUAGAUUUCAAAUCACUCAUUAAGAUGUUCCUGGGUUUUUCUUGGUUUAAGCAAAUGUUCAUUUUUAAUAAGUGGUCCUCAUUUUAAAGGGACUUAGCACCUUCUUGUUCAUGCACUUCCCUCUACUGUAAUCUGAUUUGUUCUUUGGACUUGCAUGAUUUCUUUUUGGUUAUACACACUUCUUAAAUAGAACCAGUCGCUUUUUUUCUUUUCUCUCCACUGCAUUUAAACAGCAAUACACUAAUGGAAGAAGAAGAAAAUCCAGCAGAUUACCCAGUCGUGCUCCAUGCUCACAAUCUUGAUACUGUGAUGCCACUUUAAACAAUGACGUUGGAGUAUGAGGAAUUAAAUCACAUUGUGACACACUUAGUAGCCAGAAUAUUUUUUUUUGUUUGUUUUUGUUCCAGAUAUUAGAAUCUUGAAUAUAGAGAGGGAUUGGGAUGGUCUGGAAUCUUUGCUACACUUGCAACUUUUGCACUUGCCCCUCUUUUUUUUUUUUUUUUUUUUUUUUGGUAAGUUAAUGAUCGUCACUUGGACCAGCAUGUUUAGGCUCGUUACUUACACCCUUCAAAAAAUCCGAGCCACAUUUUUACCCUGCAUUCAAAGAGGUUGUGAGCCGGAGGUUUUGUCAAGCUGUGAAUUAUACCGGUCGCUUGUAAUUAAUGUAUAUACAGAUGUUUUGCUCUGUAUUUUCUUUCCUUUGUUCUUUUUUUUUUUUUUUUUUUUUUGCCUUUUUCCUAACAUGUAUGUGUUUUUUCUUCCAUCAAUUCAUUUUGAAUUGGAAUUUUUUUAAAUGUAGGCUGUUCUGCAGAAUAUUCUGCUUUGGAUGAAACACUUUUUAUAGAAAAAGAUUUCUUUCCUUUGUUAAUGGUGGGUUUUUUUUUUUUUUUUUGAUCCAGUGCCCAAUUCUGUAUAAGCAUUUAGCAGAGGCGGAACUGAUUUUUCAUUAUCAAUUUUUUUGUACAUGAAAGCCAUGGUUCAUUGCUUCUGCUUCGAUUUGCCCAUGCACUGCAUUACUUUCUUCAGCCCAGCCUAAAUAAUAAGCUGCAUUUUCGAUCACAAAGACUGUAUAUGUUUAAUGAAAGAAAUAAAUAAACAUUAUUUUGUGCUUGA